Molecule: messenger RNA, 984 nt
Organism: Salvia splendens (bonfire salvia)
Lineage: Eukaryota; Viridiplantae; Streptophyta; Magnoliopsida; Lamiales; Lamiaceae
Exons: 2
Coding region: 1-984 (327 amino acids)
Source: RefSeq, a predicted model, not a curated record
AUGAGGAAUUUGGAAAUACAAAUAGGGCAGCUUGCUACAACUUCUCAUACAAGACCUCCCGGCACCAUUCCAAGUGAUACAUUGCCCAACCCUAAGGAAAAUGAACAUUGCAAAGCAGUCACCCUUAGAAGCGGAAGAAAUUUGGAUUCAAUGCCUUUAAUAGACGACCAAGGGGCAGACGAGGCAUGUAAGGGAAGUCCCGCAUUGGUGCAGGAUGCCCAACAUGGUCAAGAACAGGCUGCAUCCGGCAGCAAGGAACAAGGCGAUGAAUCUAAGUUAAAUGGAAAACUUACAGCAGGUGGGAAAAACAAAAAGGUCAAUGAGACAGAACCUAAGAAGAGCAAGUCCAGUAUUCCUAAUGACAUUCCACCGCCUCCAUAUCUAUUCACGAGAAAGAAGCGAGUGCGACAAGAAAAGAGUUUUGAGUGGAUGAUGAAUGUGAUUAGAAAUGUGAAUGUAGACAUCUCAUUGGUGGAUCUUUUCACCAAUUUCUCGAGAUUCUCCAAGUUUUUCAAAGACAUGAUGGCGAACAAGGAGAAACUUCAGGAUGAAGGGAUUGUGGCAUUGAGCAUGAAUUGCUCACAACUGAUAUCUGGAAUUAUGCCGACGAAGAGAAGAGAUCCAGGAGGUUGCAUCAUACCAUGUGAAAUUGGUAACACGAUUUUUACAAAGUGUUUAUUGGACCAAGGUUCAGGGAUCUCACUGAUGGCACUAAAAACUGCAGGUGCCAUUGGUUUGGAGGAAAGAAUGGAGCCUAUCGACAUCGCUCUACAAUUGGCUGAUCACUCCAUAGUGAAGCCCACUGGAAUUGUUGAGGAUGUCUUGGUUAAAAUUGAUAAGUUCAUCAUUCCCAUUGAUUUUAUUGUGCUUGACAUGCCAGAAGAUAAAGAAGUGCCAAUUUUAUUUGGUAAACCAUUUAUAGCAAUGGGAGAUGUAUUGCUUGGAGCAAAUGAUAACUCUGUUACAUUCAGAAUUAAUGGUUAG